Molecule: messenger RNA, 828 nt
Organism: Suillus discolor
Lineage: Eukaryota; Fungi; Basidiomycota; Agaricomycetes; Boletales; Suillaceae
Exons: 4
Source: RefSeq, a predicted model, not a curated record
AUCAAUACCAUCAUGCCUCCUUUCACUGCCACUAUGCUGAACACCACCCCCUCUCCAGAACCCGAGCCUGUGGCGCAAGGUCACCCUGAGGAUGCGCCUAUGGCUGACACUAGCGCCAAAUCCAAUACCGAUUGUCUCCUCAGCGCCUGGGCCUCUUCCUUGGUGUCAUUGGAAGCGUGUGUCAUGGUGGCGCCUGAUCUCAAGCCAGAGCUCCUCGAGGAUCAAGAGAUGUGGAUGCGCGAGUGGCAUUCUGUGCUCGCAACCUUGAACAGCUGUUCCGAGCGCGCAGGUGUACUGGGCAUGGAGUUGGAUAUGGACGAAAAGAGUGCAGAGUUCCUGAAGCAGGGGCGCAAGGGUUGUAAGGAGAUUGAGGCGCUGGUGAAGGGAUGGAAGGCGAAGGCGAUUGAGACUGUUCCAGAGGCGCCUCCCAAGCGCGCUGCGCACGCCACUGACGCUACCGAUGCUGAGGCGCGCACUGCUGAUGUGUCUGGUACAGAUGUGGCCGAACAGCGCAAGGUUGGGCGUAUGUCUGUCGUCAAAGCGCCACACUGCACCAGCUGCGCCAACAAGAAUCAGGACUGCGGAGGCGCGCCUGGCAGGUGGUGCCCUCCUUGUGAUGUUUCCAAGCGCGCGUGUUCCUUCUCUAAGCGCAAGACUUCAGAUGGACCUAAGGCGCGUCCGCGCAAGCCAAUGCCUAAGCACCCUAUGGUUGUUGAGUCUGCAAAGGAGACCGCUUCCUCUAUUGCGGUUGAAGAAGAAGAAGGGUCUGAGGGUUCUGGCAUGGAUGUGAUGAUUGUUGAUGAGCGCACUGUGCAGGAUAAGGUUGUG